Molecule: messenger RNA, 852 nt
Organism: Mandrillus leucophaeus (drill)
Lineage: Eukaryota; Metazoa; Chordata; Mammalia; Primates; Cercopithecidae
Gene: ZNF696
Product: zinc finger protein 696
Exons: 3
Biological process (GO): regulation of transcription by RNA polymerase II
Molecular function (GO): RNA polymerase II cis-regulatory region sequence-specific DNA binding; DNA-binding transcription factor activity, RNA polymerase II-specific
Source: RefSeq, a predicted model, not a curated record
CGCUCUCCGGCGCGGCGUGGAGGAGGCGGCCCUGCAGGUGCAUUCCCGGGGUGCCGACGCAUGCGGGGCUUCCUGUGAGCUGAGUUCCCCCCGCGCAUCUUCAGGCCUUUGUAAGUUGUCAAAUUUCCCACCGGCCCAGCUAAUCGAGCCUCCUCCCAGCUGUGAACAGGAGAGCCUGUUACCUAAUUCUUGCCGAAAUUGUUCUGACUGCUGGCGUUCUGCAAGGUGGAGCCAGGAGGAGAGCCCCCAGGUGCCAAGGAGAGCAGUACCCUGAUGGAGGCCCUUGCAGUUGUGAAGGCUGCUUUCCUGGCGCAGGCCCCAAGUGGCAGCCGAUCAGCUGAGGCGCAGGCAGCUCGGAGUACGGAGCCUGCACCAGAGCCAGGCGCUCCCGAGGGAGAGGGCCACAGAGGGGGGCCUCCCCGGGCGCUGGGGUCUCUUGGCCUUUGUGAAAACGAGGAAGCCAGACAGAGGCCCAGAGGUUCCCCUCGAGGUCCGGUCAUUUCUGAGAAAACUGGAGGACAGAGUGGCCGCGAGUCAGACGUCCCUCCGAACUUAGGCCCAGGAGCAGAGGGCAGGGGCGGCUGCAAGGGGCGGCCUUUCCCGUGCAGCGCCUGUGGCCGCAGCUUCAAGUGCUCCUCGGACGCCGCGAAGCACCGGAGCAUCCACUCCGGGGAGAAGCCGUACGAGUGCAGCGACUGCGGGAAGGCCUUCAUCCACAGCUCGCACGUGGUCCGACACCAGCGGGCGCACAGCGGGGAGAGGCCCUAUGCGUGCGCCGAGUGCGGCAAGGCCUUCAGCCAGAGCUUCAACCUCCUCCGGCACCAGCGCGUGCACACGGGCGAGAAGCCCUAC